UUACACAAUCUCAUACACAACUCAAAUCUAAUAAGUAACACCUCUAAACAAAGCAGAAAUGAGAAAUAGUGAGGGUCAAGAAACACAUGUUCUAUUGGUAGCACUACCAUUUCAAGGUCAUCUUAAUCCAAUGCUCAAAUUCGCCAAACAUCUCUCACGACCGAACCUCCGCUUCACUCUCGCCACCACCGAGAAAACCCGUGACCUUCUCUUCACCGCUGCCACCACCGCAGACGAAGAACAUCACCGUAGCCUAGUGGACCUUGCUUUCUUCUCCGACGGUCUGCCUAAAGACCACACAAGAGCCGCAGAUUCUCUCAUACCAUCGUUGAGAAAAGUCGGAGCCAAGAACUUGUCGAAAAUUGUCGAAUCAAAGAGAUUCUCUUGCAUCGUCACUGUGCCUUUUGCUCCAUGGGUUCCAGGUGUUGCAGCUGCAUAUAACAUCCCUUGUGCAAUCCUCUGGAUCGAAGCUUGUGGAGCUUUCUCGGUUUAUUACCGUUACUACAUGAAGACGAAUGCUUUCCCUGAGAAUCUCGAAGAUUUGAAUCAAACGGUUGAAUUGCCAGGUUUACCAUUGUUGGAAGUUGGAGAUCUCCCUUCGUUUCUCUUGCCUUCUUCAGGAAGUCAUUUCAAUAGCCUAAUGGUGGAGUUCGUCGAUUGCUUGAAAGAUGUGAAAUGGGUUUUGGUUAAUUCGUUCUACGAGCUCGAAUCAGAGAUAAUCGAAUCGAUGUCUGAUUUAAAACCCAUGAUCCCAAUUGGUCCUUUGGUUUCUCCAUUUCUGUUGGGAGCUGAUGAAGAAGACAAAACCCUAGGUGGUAAAAAUCUUGAUAUGUGGAAAUCGGAUGAGUAUUGCAUGGAGUGGCUUGACAAGCAAGGUAGGUCUUCUGUUGUUUACAUAUCUUUCGGAAGUUUGCUCAAAUCGUCGGAGAAUCAAGUCGAGAGCAUAGCAACGGCUCUGAGAAACAGAGGAGUUUCGUUUCUCUGGGUGAUUAGGCCAAAGGAGAAAGGCGAAAACGUCGGCGUUUGCAGGAGAUACUCAUCAAUCAAAAUUGUGAGUGUAACUCCAGCAAAGGAGAAUGAGAAAAAGACGAUGACAAAAGCAGAUGUGAAAAUCAAGGAUUAUGAUUUGUUUUUUGAAACUGGUGAGAAGAUGAAAAGAAAUACGAAGAUUGCAAAACCAAAGUCGUAUAAUCCGUUUGCAAUAGCAGAUCAAAGUAAAGUUCAGUGGCUAGACACUUGGAUGAAGAUAGACAAACCUAUCACCGUGAACUUGGGCACUUUUAAUGCAGACAAACAGUUUUUUUCUGAGCUUAUUGUGCCACAAUUCUGGUUAAGUGAAGAUCAUAUUGACGUUGGCAUAAAGCUGAUAUCAAAAGUCUACCCAAAGUUCUCACAAAACCAGAGAAACUUUGACUGGAGCGGUGAGUUAAUUGAUUACUAUAAAGGUGUUUUACCAAGGUGUGAAAGUACAAAUAAGAGACUUGGCGUUGAUGUCGAUGAUGUCUACCUUGUGCUAAACAUUAAAAGUGUUCAUUGGAUUGCUUUGGCUAUCUCAAUUCCUCACCAGCAUAUUGAAGUGUACGACAGUAUCAUUUCGCUAACUAGCGAUGAUGAGAUAACAGAGUUGGUGAGGCCAUAUGCACAUAUACUUCCAUAUCUUCUCAAAUCAUUGGCUUCACCAGCUGACCAAUACGGAUUAAGUACUGAUGAGUACACAGUAUCAAGAUGUAGAAGAAUUCCACAGAACACUCAAACGGGUGAUUGUGGAGUAUAUGCUAUGAAGUAUAUCGAGUGUCUUGCCUUAGACAUAGAUAUGAAUGUUGGACUGUCAGAUGAAAACAUCAGUGAUAUCCGGCAAAAGUUUGCAACGGAUAUGUUCGGAGAAGCCAACCAUUUUCAAAAUCUUUAG
This is a messenger RNA of Eutrema salsugineum, 1909 nucleotides long. RefSeq names its product UDP-glycosyltransferase 84B1-like. Gene Ontology annotation, biological process: proteolysis. Gene Ontology annotation, molecular function: UDP-glycosyltransferase activity; cysteine-type peptidase activity. The coding region runs from base 59 to 1909 and encodes 616 amino acids. The transcript is spliced from 5 exons. The record is from RefSeq and is a predicted model, not a curated record. Lineage: Eukaryota; Viridiplantae; Streptophyta; Magnoliopsida; Brassicales; Brassicaceae.